This is a messenger RNA of Chlamydomonas reinhardtii, 4435 nucleotides long. RefSeq lists its product as uncharacterized. Bases 221 to 4204 code for a protein of 1327 amino acids. The record is from RefSeq and is a predicted model, not a curated record. The transcript has 17 exons. NCBI's taxonomy places the organism in Eukaryota, Viridiplantae, Chlorophyta, Chlorophyceae, Chlamydomonadales, Chlamydomonadaceae.
GUAACUAGGGUAAUUCCUCAUGAAUACAAUUAGUGGAGGCCGGGGGCAAGUUCCUGCUGCCUCGGCAAAGCCUAUUUGCCACUGUCGGCUACCUUCUUGCAAGCUUAAAUGUGCCACACAAUCAUCUUUAUCAAAUAGCGGGCAAUUGGCGGCUCCACGGAGCUAUGGCGCCUCCGCGCGAACGCCACGCCAUUCGUCAACAGCUGCGGAAGCCUCGAAAAUGAUUGCGGAAGUUUUAAAUGAGGAGUACAAGCCCAAGAAUCCAGCGUCGCUUCUCCAGGUGCUGGACCGGGAGGGAUGGGGCGUGCACACAGAGAUCGCUCGCCGCUUCUUCACAAAGUUCGCGAGCCUCACGCUCGAGGGCUCGUGGGACGACGACCUGACAGGCGAGGGCCGAGUGGAGUCUCGGCGCCUGGCGCUGUUGGCCGUGUUCCAGGAGUGGCUGGUGGCUCGCAGCAGUCUGGUGGGGAGGCUGCUGGACGGAGUGGAGCGGCUGAGGCCGGGGUACCUGCCCGCGGACCUGGUGCAGCGGGUCCGCGCGGCUCGGUCCUCCGGCGCCUACCUCACGCCGGACAGCGAGGCGCUGGACGGCCCGGCGCUGCUGCAGCUGGCGGUGCUGGUGCUGCCGCCGGAGCAGGUGGAGCGCAUCACACGCACCGCACUGGAGGACACGCGGGCCGAGGUGCUGGCGCUGCCCUCCUACCGCGGCCGUGCGGACCUGGUUCCGGCUCUGGACCGCGGUCUGGCCCUGUUGGCUGCGGGUUGCGGCCGCACCGCGGAGACGGCGCGGUUCCGGGCGGCCCACGUGCGCGAGGUGCUGACACUGCAGGCUGAGCUGCGCCGACGGCAGCAGAAGAAGCAGGAGGGGCAGCAGGAGGGGAACAGCCUCAUGGCCAUGUGGGUGCGCCAGCCCACCGCCGCCAAGCCCUCUGGCCCCGACACCACCGCCCGCUCCGCCACCGACCGCCUCUACGCGGGGCAGCUGGCGCCCGAGGCACACCGCUGGAUGGCGCCCGCGGACCGGGCGGCGGCGGCGGCGGCGGCGCCGGGCACCACGGGGCCGCGCGGGCUGCCGGCGGGGCGCUGCGGCCGGGCCAGCUUCCGGCCGGCUCCUGGCGUCACGCUGUGCGGCGAGCCCGGCUCCCCCGGCUGCGGCUCCUUCGGCGGCUGCGACCGGCUGGCCUUCAACGCCCUGGACGCCGCCAUGCUGGACCUGUUGGCCCGCGCCAAGACACAGGUGCCCGCAGCCGCCAUGGCCACCUUUGCCCGCCUGCACCGCACCGCGCUGCUGGACGCGCUGUCGGACUGGCAGUGGCGGCAGCUGGUGGUGACGGGCGAGGCGGCCCACUUCUUCCAGGACCGCUGCGCACACGCCGCAGCCUUCCGGCCGGCGGGGCCGCUGCUGGUGGGGCGUCACACACGGGUGGAGGUGGCGCCGGGUCCGGAGCUGGAGUCGCUGCGGGCUCUGGCGCGGCGGCGGGGGGCAGAGGUGCUUGAUAUCGUCAGCCCCCUGGCGCGGAAGCAGGUGGUGUCGGCGGGCGAGUGGGAUUACUGGCGUGAGGCCUACCGGCUGUGGGACCGCUUCACCUCCAUGCCGCCCGCGGCCCGCGGGUCGCGAUUGGCGCUGGUGCUCACGAGCGAGCAGCUGCCGCGCGUGCUGGCGGACGCGGCGGCGGCUGCGGGCGCCAACGGCGGCACGGCGGCGGCGGCGGCCGCGGCGGCGGCGUCUGCGGCGGCGGCGGCGGAGGACCUGGACAUCUCGUCUCUGACGUCCAUGAGCAGUUUGGACCUGGACGAUGCGCCCCUGCCCGCGGGCAUCCUCACACCCGACCCCACCCCCGGCACCAGCACCGGCGCCGGCAGUAGCGCCAGCGGUGCCCCCGCCUUCAACCCUGGCAGUAGCAGCACCGGCAGCCCUACCACCAGCACCGGCAGCAACGCCAGCUCUAGCACCAGCGGCGCCAGCAACAGCACCAGUAGCGGCAGUGGUGCCGCGCCGCUCGAGACGGCGGCGCUGGUGGCGGUACCGCCAGCGGAGCUCCGAGCCUUCAUGUCCGCACUCCUCACACUGCUCCCCGCUCACGUGGGAGAGGCGGCGGCAGCCGCCUUCGGCGGCGCCGGCAGCGGCAGUAGCAUGGCCGGUGGCGGCGUCGCCAGCAGCAGUAGCAGCUCGGGUGCAGGCGGCUUUGCGACGAGGUCGAUGGUGGGCGAGUGGCUGCCAGCCCGGGCCACUUGCCUGCAGAUCCGCUACUGCCCGCCCACCGCUGAUGACGACGACGACGAUGAUGAUGACGGUGACUACCGCGCCGAAACAGGCAAGCGCGCGCCCGCGCCGCUGCCGCCGCUCGCGCCGCUUCUGCCCGCCAGCGGCGGCGGCGCCGCCGCCGCCGCCGCCGCGUCGCCGCCGCCUCUUCAUGAGGAGCACGAGUACAGCUGCUACGAGCUGAGGUGGGCUGAGGGUGCGCUGACGCUCAACAGCGGCGCGCCGGGCACGACACUGUCGAGUGCGGCGUCGCCGGCUCUGGCGGCCACGGUGCGGAGUGCGCUGCUGCCGAGCGGCAAGGGGCAGCCGCUGGGCGGGCGCUGGUGCCACCCGGUGCGGCUGACGGCGGCGCAGCUGGUGUCGCUUGUCAACAUCUGCACCGACGUGGCGCAGCAGGUUCCUGACCUGUACGGGCUGCAGCAGCCGCGCCUCAUCGUGCCCACCCUCACGCCGCUGGAGCGGCUGCGCGUGGCCGCCCAGGGCGCCGCCCAGUCCGCCUGGCGGCUGGUGGGCCUGCUGGCGUUACUGGCGGUGCCGCUGGCGGCGGCCAUCAAGGCCGGCGGCGGCGACCUCAACGCCAUGAUGGCCGCCGCCGCCACCGCGCCGCCGCCGCCGGCGACGUCGCGCGACGGCUCCGCCGCCGCCAGCACCAACCACCUGGGCCUGCCCCACGUGGCCCGCUCCACGCCGUCGGCGUUUGCAGAUGGCGGCGGCGGCGCGCCGCCGGCGGCGCUGGCGGCGGCAAGGCGGCCGCCUUCGGCGGCCGCCAAGGCGACGGUGGCGGCGCUGGCGGGCGCGACGUCGGCGGAGCUUGUGACGCUGUGCCGGCGUGUGGAGGGCCGGCUGGAGGGGCGGAUGUGGCUGGAGGUGACGAACACGGCCGCAGCCACCGGCGCUGCCGCCGCCACCACCGCGGCUCUGACGGAGGCGGAGGGCGGGCCGGCGGCGGCGCCGCAGCCCGAGUUCCAAGUGGUACUGGACCGCGUCAGUGGCGCCGUGCUGGGAUGCAAGCCCGUCAACGCCGCGGGCAUGGCGGUGUAUCCUGAGUUCCCGCUGGCUGCGGAGCUGCGGGGGCGGCGGGCGGCGGCGGCGCUGGACAAACACCUGAGCGGCUUGAGCCGCGAGCGCAUAGAGCGCGGCAAGGCCACACCGGGCAGCUUCAGGUCGCAGUACCGGCCAGUUGACUACGCCGAGCCCUCCGCCUUCAAGCAGCAGCAGCAGCCGCAGCAGUCGCAGCCGCAGCCGCAGCAGGCGACUGAGGCGUCCUCUCCCCCGGCUGCUGGCUCAGAAAGCUCCGCAACGGCAGCCGCCGGGGCUGGGGGCGUGGUGGUGCUGAAGGCGGAGCUGCGUCCGGCAACAGAGCCCGGGCGGAGAGUGGUGCAGGGCAAGGGCAAGCGCCAGCGCGAGUUCGCUGCGGCCGAGGUGGUGGUGCGGCCCUGGUACGACAGCGACUCACUGCUGCGCUGGAUGGACGCGGGAGUGCAGCUGCCCAGCCUGGGGCAGGAGAUUGCCUCGGGCCUGCUUGCGGCGGAGGAGACGCAGCGCCAAGCCUUCCUGGACGAGUACAACACGCAGAUGGCGCCACUGGCGGCGGCGGCGGCGGCAGCGGCGCGCGCAGCCGGUGUAGUUGUCACCAUUGACAACAGCGCCAGUGCUAAUGCCAGCGGUGCCGGCGGCGGCGGUGCAACACCUGUACAUCCGGAGGCAGCUGGCUCGGUUGCUGGCACGGGCGGUGGCGUGGGGGCCACGGGCUCCGCGACUGCGGCGGCAUCGGCGGCUGGCGCCGGCGAGGGGCGUGUGCUACAGCCGCAGGAGCUGUCAGAGCAGCAGUUGCAGGAGGCGUUGAAGCAGUUGUUUUCGGUGCUGGGAAUGCCCGCGGGUUCCGUGAGCAUCGCCUCGGGUGCGGCCAGCGGCACGGGCACGAGCGCGCCCAAACCUUAGAGAUCCAGAUCCCAACGGAUUCUGCAUGAGCUGGUUGUGCUGUUGCGAGGACUGGGCCUGUUUGAGUGAUACAAGAGUGCUGAGAAUGUGAGCGCAGCGUAUAGAAGAGGCGGGGUGACGCGGACGGGGGAACGCAGGAUGGCCACACGGGGGGGGUAUAAGAGCAUAGGAGGCGUGCACUCUUUGAGGAAACCUGGACGGAGUCUUAUGUUCAGCGCUACUUGCGGCGAC